GGCAGCCAGCUAUCUAUCCAUCCAUCCACCUACAAUCGCUGUCAGUCAGUUUCUCUCAACAGCAGCUCAGCUACCGUCGAUAGUGCAACAUCCGAGAUAUACUGCUUUUGUAUCUUCUUGCCACACGUGCUACAUUACAGCCCAUUCUCGGCUGCUGCUGCUGCUGCUGCUGCUGUCAAUGCAUCAACAACUUGUCCUCACUGUGCAUCCGAGCGCUGCCCUUCGAGGAAGAUGUUGUUGUUGUUAUUGUUAUUGUUGUUAUUGUUAUUACUGUUGCUUAACCCGUCCUCAUGUCGACUUUCAUUGAGCGAGCCUAUGAUCAAAAGUAUUCCAGCCAUGGCCAUCCCAUAUUUUUCCAACGUACAGUGAACAAAGGAUCUACGUUGCGGUGUGAUUUAAGUGAGCUUUGGUUACAGUUUCUAGUAGAUCGCAAACCAUGUCGAAGCUCCCUCACUGGAUGUUAUUGUUGUUGGUGUUGGUGUGGUGUAGCCCCGCCCCAGGUCAGCCCUGACCGAGCAGGCCUAUGAUCAAAGGCGUUCUGACAGUGUCAAUCCCAUUCUUUUCCGACAUUGUCUAUCUCAGACUGCAUCAUCAAAUAUGUAAUCCUGUUUAUUAUUAUUAUUUUUUUAAAAAGACACUUCGGUGUUGAGCGAUAUUUGGUUGUUAUUUCUAACAGAUCGAUGACCACGUAAAGGCUUGCUCUCUCAUUGGCUCUACGAAAACACGUUGUUUUUUUUUUUUCCUUUUUUUUUGUUAAAUUUUCCAUCGACGUCGUCAACACCCACCCACAACAUUCGCCAGCAGUUGUUUGACAAUAGAUCUAUAUCCACUAUUUGACAAAGUCCCGUGGUAACCACUGCAAAUAUCCGAAUGCUUGCCUCUACAUCCAAAUCUGUUGCAUCUACAUCAAUUUUGCUGUUGUCUACAAGGUGUUACCGAUACAUCCGGGCACUGGCAUUUACAUUUUACACGUGUUAUUAUUCCACAUAGCUGCUACGUUGUUACUUUUACUGACACGGAGUUACUACUAUGGUCGACAUGAUUACGUGAAAGCAUAUAGAUAUGCAUACAUACACACACACACAUAUGUAUAGGCAUAUACACACUUUAUAUGCUUCUAGUUUCUUAAUAUCUGUGAUUUACUUCUUGCUUAACAUAUUUCCCCGUUUUCUUAAAGAUGUUUGAGGUUUCGGUUAUUACUGAGAGCCACACGAAGGACUAUGUAAAAGGGAGAAAGCAUUUUGAUUUCUCGACCAAGUUGGAUCAACAUCUUUUAAUUAAAGCUGGACAAAUAUACUAACUUUUUAUCUUUUAUUUUCCAAAGCUGGAGUCAUAAGAUAUCAGUGAGACUUUAUACACGACAUGGUUUUUCCUUUCUUUUUGAUUCUAAACCAGAUGGAUUCUAUAAGGUGAGUGUCUUACAUGUAUCCCUUGGUGUGAGAGGUAUGUGACAGAUUUCCUCUAAAGAUGAUGGCGUGAAGUUGAAGCAGUCUGCAAACCGAAACCAUAGAGUUAUUCGACCAAUCUAGUAUAACCGUUGCGGUCUGUUGCAGGAAAUAGUGCCAGGUGCUUGAGUCGAAAAAAAACUGGCUGAAUGCCCAAAGUGACAGGACAACCAAAAGGGCCUCAUAUGAGAUUUCGCCAUGCGAUGGACGGGAUUUCUCAAAGUGUUUGCUUAAGAUUCGAAUUAUUGCAGGGUUUGUGACAUCAAAAUUCAUAAUGGUAACAAUGCAGGAUUUCGUACGAGUUUGCGUGGCCGUCACGUUAAUCCAUGCACUUCUUGUAUGUGCAUUAGCCCAAAAUUCUUCAUAUGCCCCCCAAUACCCAGAGGGGCCAUUAGGCAGCGCUCCCAUUGAAAUCCCUGACGAAAAGAAAAUCAUAAGGGAUUUGUUGCUACUGUACGAAAAACGUGGAAUUGACGGUCGUCCAGUUCGUAACAGUUCCAUGCCAGUGUCUGUUAAGUUUAGCAUACAACUUAUACAAAUUAUGGACCUCGAUGAAAAGAAUCAAAUUCUUAAAUUGAGUGUUUGGGACAGAUAUGCUUGGAAAGAUGAGUUUCUUGUUUGGGAUCCAGCACAAUAUGGCGGUGUGACGAACGUACGAAUCCACCAAGAUAAAGUAUGGAAACCUGACUUUAAACUUUAUAAUUAUGCAGAUGAGCGAACCGAAGAACACCGAGAGGCUCUUGUCGUCGUCAAGUCUACAGGAGCUAUAGUGUGGAUGCCCCAGGUUAUCUACAAAAGUUCAUGUGCUAUAGACAUCAGCCAUUUUCCAUUUGAUGAACAAGAAUGUGUUCUAAAAUUUGGGUCAUGGACGUACGACGGUAAUAAACUGGAUGUUAAUUUUCUGGACAACUUAACCAAAAUCGAUCUGUCUGAAUACAUGCCCAGUAAUGCAUGGGAAAUAAUCGAAGCUCCUGCCCGCCGAAAUGUACAGUAUUAUACUUGCUGUCCAGAGCCAUAUCUUGAUCUGACUUUUACACUUAAGGUCAGGCGGCGUUCGGCCUUUUACAACUAUCUAUUGAUUUUGCCGUGCAUUUUACUUUCAACUCUUACAUUGGUUCUCUUCUGGAUACCUCCGGAAUCCCCAGCCAAGAUGGCUUUGGGUAUUAACAUUUUUGUGGCGUUUUUCUUACUCUUGGUUAUUUUGGAAUCCAGUUUACCGUCAGCAUCAACCGUGCCUUUGCUUGGUAUUUACUACUGCUUCAACAUGGUGAUUAUCACUUUGUCUUCUUUCUUAAACGUCCUUGUCGUCAACAUGGCCUUUUAUGGACCCCGAGGGGAAGUGCCACAAUUUCUCAAGACUUUACUGCAGGGGUUACUCCUGAUUAUUUCUGACAGCAACAAAUUCCAUUGAAGACGAACAGUACACACUCCUCCGCCAUCACCUCUAUGUUUUUUGUUAAUGUUUCAAUCUAAUCAAAGAAUGAAUACAUUAGUUUAAAACUGCGUUUCGUGCGUAGUUUUAAACUAAGUAUCCAUUAACAUAAUCGAUUAAAACGUGUAAUUAUUGAUUGUCUUCAACUAACGUCUGUUGCUAGUUGUGUCAAGCCCUAUGGUGUUAUUUUUUAAAAAAAUUGAAAGGAGAAUUUCGAUUCAAAGGUACUAGCACAGCUUAUACUUUUUGUUAAUAUUAUUAUUUAACCAGAGAAGGAGAAAGAGGGAAAGUGAAAAUAGGACCUGUAUCUAUAGUGUUUGUGGGUUACCACACACCCAUCCCACCGAUUGGUAAGUUGAUGUUCGAUACAAAUGAGGAUCGGCUUGAACAUGGGUAGAUUGAAACAAACAAUGAAAUGCAAGCAAAAAAGGGGAAUGACUUCAUAAAUAUAAAGCAUAAACAGAAUACUUAGAGCUCGAGUUUUUUCUUUCUCUCUGUCUGUUUUUUUCUUUUCUUCUCUUUAGUGGAGUAAGACACUGCAGGAGUGGCGAAUACAGAGGCGAAUACAGAUAGUCGAGUCGAGGAAAUUAAGUGAGUGAGAAUAGUACUCGGCGUUAGUAGACUGGGUGAUAGUUUACAGUGAAGUGUAGAAUACAGCGAUGCAUGUAUGCAACUCCAGUUAUUUUGGGUGAUGUUAGUAUGGUGCUUGGUAGGCUUAAAUACGGAAAUACGUAAUUCAAAUUGCAUAAAUUUUGCAAAAGAUUAUACUUGAAUUAUGUGAAAGUUGAACGGUUUGUUCUUCAAAACGCUCCACUCGAGACUCUGUAUUCGCCACUCCUGCAGUGACUUACUUGUUGUUUAUACACCUGUCUUUGUCUUUCUUUUGUUUUUCUGUAAAUUUCAACUAUAUAAAUAUGAACGCAUACAUACAUACAUUCAAACAUAACAUACAUGUUCACAUACAGACUUACAUACAUAUACGCUCACACAGUCACUCACACAUAUAUGUAUAUAUGCAACUGCGUGUGUAUACGUGUGUCUUUGCAAAUACAAAAGAAAGAACGUGUGCCAAAUACAUGUAGUACAGUUUAAUUAUUUUUGCUAAGUCGAUAAUUCACAUCAUAGUUUCCCGAGCGAGCUGUGCAUUCAGCCUAUUUUUUUUCAUUUUUAUAAAAAAAUUUUUUAAGUAAAUGCAGUGGAUAGAAUUAUUACUGGUUUUCCCUUCCCUCUUUUAAUCAGUAAAAGUCUUAUAGUGUGAUUCGAUGCACAGUAUUGGCGUUGUUGGAAAUCCAGGAUAGCUUCUUGAUAUUUACUGUGAGUAUUUAAACAUUUCGUAUAUAACAUAGGAUGCCCUCUUGUAAAAUAGCAAGUUCAGAAUGAGAAUACUAGAUAAUUUAAUUCAGUACCUGGUAAGAAUGUAAACCACAUAGACAGAACCUUCUUGGCGUAAGCAUUUUCCAGACACAUAAAUUCCAUACACAUUUCAAUGGAAACAAUAUCAAACCCAGCUAUGGCAGCUAAACAAUAUUGCCCUGUAUAUUUCGUAACACAGCUAAUGCCCAACCUUCUAGUUGCCAUCCCAACACCAACUUAAAAUUACAGAUCAGCUUAGAACUACCAACUACAUGAGUCACACCGUCAUUAGGUAGUGACAUGCCAAGCUACUAUAAAAUUAAAUGAUGUUGUCAAGAAGAAAAUAUACCGCACUUACACAACAUAUAUUUAAAAGCAGAUUUAACUAGCAUAAAUACACUUUCAAAUCCAGAGAUAAAAUCAAAACCACCUUGCUAUCACAAUAUGUCUGAGCCUAAAAGCUAGAAAAGUUGAAAACGUCUCCAUAGUCUGAAGCAUAAAAGAUAUAACACCCCGUUUACCCGAAUGGAAAUAUAUUCCCAUUUGUUGCAGCUUUUGUUGUUGCUUUCCUGCUUGUAUUUUUGUUUUCAUGUUGGAGGAAGGCGGUGAUGUAGCAGGAAUUGUAGAGCGUCGUAUUAAAUAUUGUACAAAAUUAGUUUUCUGUGUGAAAAUUAGUAAAACUCACUCAAAAAAUUAGUUUUCUGAGUGAUUUUUACUGAGUGAUGAAAAUGACUUAAUUACAUGAAUUUUGUAUUUAACUUCACCUCUCUGAAGAGGCAUAUGUUGUCGCUCAACUUUCUAAAUAUACCAAAUCUUCCCUUUCUAUCAUACACUAUUAUAUUAUAAAGUUGUGGACAUAUUGGAUAUGUACAAAGACGGGAUUUCCAUAUUUCUUAAACAUUUCAUUAUAAACUUAAUCGAUUAUGGCCGAUUUGAAUGCUUUGAAUGGUUUUCACCUCUAGGCUCCACAAUGUUGAAAUAAUUUCUACUCCUACGCCAAUAACUUAUAGUUAGCCAGAAGAUUUGUGUAAACAUUUCAUAUCAAUAAAGACUGAAGAAUGAUGACUGAUGUGCUAAUAGAUCGUAUUUCCAUCAGACAACAUAAGACCUGUAACAAGUUGGUGCAUUAACAGAAACGUUAGAGCGCUUUGAAUUCCUCAAGUACCCGUGAUAUACUAGGAGUCUGUUUCUUCAACUAUCUCUUUCGCCAUAAAAAGAAAUUAUUAUUAUUAUUAUUAUUAUUAUUAUUAUUAUUAUUAUUAUUAUUAUUAUU
Molecule: messenger RNA, 5503 nt
Organism: Octopus sinensis (East Asian common octopus)
Lineage: Eukaryota; Metazoa; Mollusca; Cephalopoda; Octopoda; Octopodidae
Product: acetylcholine receptor subunit alpha-type acr-16-like
Exons: 14
Coding region: 1720-2856 (378 amino acids)
Biological process (GO): nervous system process; chemical synaptic transmission; regulation of membrane potential
Cellular component (GO): synapse; neuron projection; postsynaptic membrane
Molecular function (GO): transmembrane signaling receptor activity; acetylcholine-gated monoatomic cation-selective channel activity
Source: RefSeq, a predicted model, not a curated record